Messenger RNA from Rotaria sp. Silwood2, 537 nucleotides. The record is from the annotation of a GenBank genome assembly. NCBI's taxonomy places the organism in Eukaryota, Metazoa, Rotifera, Eurotatoria, Philodinida, Philodinidae.
AUGCAAGAAAAAAAUGAUCCGAAGCAGCAAUGGUGUAAAAUUGUUAAUCCUGAUUUUUCAGAAAUAUUUACAAUUGAAGGCUUUCAAAAUAGUAAAAAUGACAUAGUUUAUGCUGAAGAUCCAUCUGAAAUUUCUGCUCAGUUAAGAGAAACACAAAAGGUAAAGUAUCCAAGUGGUGUCAUACUUUGGGAUGCGAUUUGUACGAACGGUUUAAUACCAAAUGAUGACUCCAUCAAUGUUACUAAAUGGUUAAAAAGUCAACGUCAAGAUGGUCAACGUAAGAAAAUGUGUAUGAUUGGUGAAUUGUAUGCUAAGUUCUUACAUGAAGAAGCAAUUCCUGCAAUUAAUAAAGUGGUUGAAGAUUUGAACAAGGUCAUUUUUCAAGAUGACCAAGAUUCAAAACAAAGAACUCAAGUUGCAAUGGAUGUCAUUGGUGAUUCUUUUGAAGAAAAAGUUGAACCAGGUGGUGAAGAUGACAAAUUUGCAGAUGUAUGGUCCAUUGAAAAUAUUUUGGAAAUACUCAGAGAAAAAACCUGA